Messenger RNA from Odontomachus brunneus, 2191 nucleotides. It is a transcript of the gene Npl4, whose product is annotated as nuclear protein localization protein 4 homolog. Gene Ontology annotation, biological process: ubiquitin-dependent protein catabolic process. The record is from RefSeq and is a predicted model, not a curated record. Gene Ontology annotation, cellular component: nucleus. The transcript has 13 exons. The coding region runs from base 16 to 1998 and encodes 660 amino acids. Gene Ontology annotation, molecular function: ubiquitin binding; ubiquitin protein ligase binding. NCBI's taxonomy places the organism in Eukaryota, Metazoa, Arthropoda, Insecta, Hymenoptera, Formicidae.
CUCUUCGCAGUGUAUAUGCACCGCAUUUUGCGUGUACAGUCAUCAGAGGGAACAAAACGUAUAGAAGUGCAGGCUUCUGAUACACUCACUUGUCUUUACGAAAGAGUAUAUGAAUCUUUCAAUUUGAAUAGUUUUGAAUUUAACCUGUGUAAGCAACGAAAUCAUAAGGAUCCGCUUACAUCUACUAAGAGUAAAACAGUAUCAGAAAUUGGUCUUUGUCAUGGAGAUAUGCUUUAUCUUGUACCAGUUAAUGGUACACAGCUAUGGAGCACUCCAUCAACCAGCAGUACCACUGAUAAUAUUUCUACAGAACCAAGAUCAAUGGAUACCACAGGAAGUACAAAUCGUACAUCCGGCCUGUCACGAUCUCUGCCAAAUGUAGUUGAAAAUGAUGUCGACGAGCAACUAUGGAAACAAGAUGGAAAAAUCCAGCGUAAGCGUGACGAGAAGCUUUGUCGACAUGGAGCAAGAGGAUGCUGCGUGCAUUGUUCGCCUUUGGAGCCUUUCGACGAAAUUUACUUAAAGGAGCAGAAUAUCAAGCAUCUGGCUUUUCACUCGUAUCUCAGGAAGCUCACUGCCGGAGUUGAUAGGGGCAAAUUUAUACAAUUAGAUGACAUAAGCUGCCGUGUGAAGACUGGCUGCAAAGACCAUCCGCCCUGGCCACGAGGGAUUUGCAGCAAGUGCCAACCGCCCUCGAUCACACUCAAUCGCCAGACUUAUCGCCACGUGGAUAACGUCAUGUUCGAAAACGCUAGUUUAGUGGAACGUUUUCUCAAUUACUGGCGCGGCACCGGCCUUCAGCGUAUUGGCUAUCUAUACGGUAGAUACGAGAUACACUCGGAUGUCCCGCUAGGAAUUAGAGCUGUCGUUGCGGCUAUAUACGAGCCACCGCAAGAAAGUACAAAGGACACGAUAAGACUUCUACCGGAUGAAAGGGAAGUUUUAGUCGAAGAGUUAGGCCGCACACUUAAUCUAUGGCGAGUUGGAUGGAUUUUCACUGACCUCAUAGCGGACGAUAUCAAGAAAGGAACGGUCAAACACGUUCGCAAUAUAGAGAGCCACUUUCUAUCUGCUCAAGAAUGUAUCAUGGCUGGGUACUUCCAAAACCAAUAUCCAAAUCCCUGCCGUUUUUCGCCUAAUGGUUAUUUCGGCUCGAAAUUUGUAACGGUUUGCGUUACAGGUGACGAUAAAAAUCAAGUUCAUAUGGAAGGCUAUCAAGUAUCUAAUCAGUGUAUGGCGUUGGUACGAGAUGGUUGUUUGGUUCCUACAAAAGAUGCACCGGAGUUAGGCUACGUAAUCGAGUCAACCGACAAGCAAUACGUUCCGGAUGUCUUCUAUAAGGAGAAGGACACAUAUGGAAACGAAGUACCGAGAUUAGCAAGACCUUUACCAGUAGAAUAUUUAUUAGUGGAUGUACCCGCAUCCACACCACUCACACCUCAAUUCACUUUUUUCACAGAUGACAAAAUCACUCCGUUUCCAGUUGAAAACAGGCAUAUUGAUGGUCAGGUUCAAGAGUUUAAUGCAUUGUGCACUUACAUGCAACAGUUUAACACAGAUCAAUUUUUAGAGGCAAUUUCUGACUUUCAUUUGCUCCUCUUUAUCGCCACCAUGGACAUGUACCCCAUGAAGGAUUAUAUGCUGCCUUUGCUCGAGGCUAUCCGUAAUAAGGAUAAGCAGAAGGUACUAGAAUGGGCGCAGUCAGAACAUUGGGCAACAGUGGAGCAACUCAUAUCCGCAUCCUCCACUUCACGUUCACCGCAAGUAUCUUUCGGCAAUAAUUCGAGAACGUCGUCUUCUGCGGCUGUGGGGGGUAGCGGAGGAGGAACAAGUGUCGGUACAGAAUCUAUGGCAGCAAAUCCGCCUGAUGAUCGACCUCAAACUCUCUGGACCUGUUCUCACUGCACUUUUCUUAAUGCCGCGGAUUUAGCAGUUUGCGAAAUGUGCAACUUGCCAAGACCUGUCACGGUGGCCCUUUCACCAUCUGACUCUAUUUAGUAGUGAACUCAACCUAUACUGGAAUGCUUACUGCAAUGCUUAGAAGCCGGGCACGAAAAGAAAGAGAUUGCCGAAAGUAUCCAUAAACAUAUAUACUAAACUAUGCGGUCUGUGCAGAAGAAUGAAGGAAACAUGGAAGAACAAAUAUAUGCAUAUAUGUAAUAUUCGUUGAAUAAAGAAUAUCAGGAAGGAG